Ipomoea nil (Japanese morning glory) is the source of this 3135-nucleotide messenger RNA. RefSeq names its product serine/threonine-protein phosphatase 6 regulatory subunit 3-like. NCBI's taxonomy places the organism in Eukaryota, Viridiplantae, Streptophyta, Magnoliopsida, Solanales, Convolvulaceae. The coding region runs from base 326 to 2899 and encodes 857 amino acids. The transcript is spliced from 19 exons. The record is from RefSeq and is a predicted model, not a curated record. Gene Ontology annotation, molecular function: protein phosphatase binding; protein phosphatase regulator activity.
CCUUCACUUCAUUUUCCCCAUCAACAAACAAGGCCCUCUGUUCCUCCGCUGCCAUUUUAUGAAAACUCUCUCCCUCCCCGGAUUCUCUCUCUCUAAAGCUUCGAUCUUUACGGCUUUCCUUUCUGUUGAUCUUCUUCUUAUCCAUACUUUAGGGUUUUUUGCUGUCUCCUAUAUGCAUACGCAUCUCCAUCUCGAAUCUUGAGCUCUCAUACCCGAGAUUCAGUUUUAGGGUUUACAGAUCUGUUCUUAUAUUAGGAUUUUGGUUUCUGCUUGCCCUCUCGCGGGAUAUACGUGUCACGUUGCCUUGUAUCCCUAGGCAGGAGAUAUGUUUUGGAAGCUCCCACCUCUCUCGGCUUCUUCGCCGAUCGAAGCCAUAUUGGACAAGGAAAAUUUCACAUUGGAAGAGCUUCUUGAUGAAGAGGAGAUAAUCCAAGAAUGCAAAGCUUUGAAUGGUCGCCUCAUAAAUUUUUUGAGAGAGAGUACCCAGGUCGAACAGCUGCUGCACUAUAUUGUUGAUGAACCUCUUGACCAUGCGGAUAGCAAACGGACAUUCAAGUUUCCAUUCAUUGCCUGUGAGAUAUUCACGUGUGAAAUUGAUGUUAUCCUUAAAACUCUGGUUGAGGAGGAAGAGUUAAUGAAUUUACUCUUUUCCUUUCUGGAAUCAAGCCAUCCUCAUAGUGCAUUGCUGGCUGGAUAUUUUAGCAAGGUUGUGAUAUGUCUAAUGCUGCGGAAGACUAUUCCGCUUAUGAAUUAUGUAAAGGCCCAUCAUGAUGUUUUUGCGCACAUGGUUGAUUUGAUUGGUAUUACUUCCAUCAUGGAGGUUUUGGUGCGUCUUGUAGGUGCUGAUGAUCAUAGCUAUCCCAACUCUACAGAUGUCUUGCAAUGGUUGGCUGAUAGCAAUUUAUUAGAAAUGAUUGUGGAUAAACUAAGCCCUUCUUGUUCUCCUGAAGUACACGCUAAUGCUGCAGAAACACUGUGCACAAUCACCAGAAAUUCACCAUCUCCUCUUGCUACUAAGUUAUCUAGCUCAAGUUUUGUUGCAAGAAUAUUUGGUCAUGCACUUGAAGAUGCGCAUUCAAAAUCUUCCCUUGUCCAUUCAUUGUCUGUCUGUAUUUCAUUGUUGGACCCAAAAAGAUCAAUUCCAUCAUCCAUGAUGUAUGCCUUCCGUAGCCAGCACAUGUAUGAGGCUCCUAUGCAUGUGGAUUCUGACACUAUUGGUGCAAUGCUGCCUAAGCUUGGUGACUUGCUGAUGCUGUUAAAUGUGUCAUCUGAUGAGAAGAUUCUGCCUACAACAUAUGGUGAAUUGAGACCUCCUCUUGGGAAGCAUCGCUUAAAGACCGUGGAAUUCAUUUCGGUUCUACUGAAAACUGCCAACGAAGUAGCAGAGACAGAACUGAUCAGUUCAGGGACAAUUCUGAGAAUCCUGGAUCUCUUUUUUGAGUACCCAUAUAAUAAUGCUUUGCAUCAUUAUGUUGAGAGUAUAAUCUACACAUGCCUGGAAAGCAAAAAUUCUGUCAUUAUUGACCAUCUUUUCCAAGAGUGUAAUUUGGUUGGAAAAAUGCUUCAGACAGAUAAACAACCAACUCUUUCCAGUGAUGUUAAUCAGGCAACUACUCCUGCUGCUGGAAAAAAAGCACCUCGGAUGGGAAACAUAGGGCACAUAACACGCAUAUGUAAUAAACUUGUUCAGCUGGGAAACAAUGAUAGUCGGGUCCGGGCACAUCUUGAGAAGGUUAGUGAAUGGAGUGAGUGGCAUGCUACAGUAUUACAAGAUCGUAAUAAGACUGAGAAUGUCUAUCGAUGGGCAUGUGGCCGUCCUACUGCCUUGCAGGACCGGACAAGAGACAGUGAUGAGGAAGAUGUUCACGACAGAGAUUAUGAUGUAGCUGCUUUAGCUAAUAAUUUGAGCCAGGCAUUCAGAUACACCAUAUAUGAUAAUGAUGAUGCUGAGGAGGGUCAUGGAGCUCUUGACCGGGAUGAUGAGGAUGUUUACUUUGAUGAUGAAUCUGCUGAAGUUGUUGUAUCAUCCUUAAGGCUGGGAGAUGACCAGGGGAGCAGUUUGUUCACAAAUUCAAACUGGUUUGCUUUCCAAGAUGAUAGAAUUGGUGGUGCUCCUAUGAGCACCUCAGCUUCUGAUUUGAUGGAGGAGAUCAACCUGAAUGGAGCACCCAAUGGUGGUAGCAGUAAUAGUGAUGAUGAGGUGGUAGUCGGAGCGGAGGAUGAAUUGCCUGAAAGCAAAGGUUUUACUGAUGGCAAAACCAGUUCUAAUGUCAACCACAUUUUCAAUGGAUUUACUGGAAUCAACACCGUCAAUGGUGUAGGCUUAAAUGCCCAAGAUGGGAAAGCAGGUGCAUCUGGUGAUAUGGAUUUCUUCCGUUUUGAGACAUCAGAGAAUGAUGACCCUUUUGGAGACAGGCCAAUACCUGAAUGGGUAGCAUGGGGGGAUUCCACAGAUCUCCAAGCCGGUGGAUCCAGUUUAAAUCCGUUUCUUGAUCAAACCAACUCUGAUGGUGAAAUAGUCAGUUCAGUGGAGGCAACCACCACAUCACCGCCAUCUCCUAAUUCCACAUCCAGUGGAGAAUCUCCUCCAAAUGAUGCCUCAACUUCUCCUGAUUCUAAUAAGACGACUUCAUGUGUGUCUGGUUCCAGUCAGAAAGCUGCAGUCCCUUCUUUGUUUGAGGAGGAUGUUGAAUUUGUAGGCGUGGAAUUAGAAGGUACCGAGAAGGCAAUGGAACAUGCCCUCAAGGAGGGUAUUGUUGGAGAAGCAGCACCAUUAAAAAGGAGCAGCUUACCCAAGUUGCCAGAAAACGAGAAUACAGACGAAAGUGCCGCAUCUAUGAAAGAGUUCAACGACGCAAAUUACUGGAGAGUUGAUCAGGAAGUUGCGGUGUUGGAGUAACAGUACAAUAGUCAACAAUCAAUUUUAUGUGAACCUGGAAGUCAGAGCUUUGCUGGCCAGGGACUCAUAUUUUCAUUUGGUGAGAGUUUAUGCAGAAGAGACAAUGUACAGUAUUUUUUUUUUUUUGCUUUAAUUUGGAUUGGACCAUAGGCUAUAAUAUAGUGUUUGUUACUGAUUAAUUAUUGAUACACUUGCUCAGUUGUCCAGGUUUUGUGCCCUUUUAUGGCAAAAUCUCA